Messenger RNA from Hippoglossus stenolepis (Pacific halibut), 6101 nucleotides. RefSeq lists its product as uncharacterized. The coding region runs from base 153 to 4889 and encodes 1578 amino acids. Lineage: Eukaryota; Metazoa; Chordata; Actinopteri; Pleuronectiformes; Pleuronectidae. The record is from RefSeq and is a predicted model, not a curated record. Gene Ontology annotation, molecular function: lipid binding. Gene Ontology annotation, cellular component: extracellular region; membrane. The transcript has 45 exons. Gene Ontology annotation, biological process: lipoprotein metabolic process; lipid transport.
CCGGUCCUGACGGGAAUGUUCCGACGGAGCCAGAAGGAGAAAACGUCCAAUUUCACUAGUUAUGUGCUUGACGACUGUGACAAGGAGGAGAAAAGCGGCACGUCUCGACCAAACAGGCUCCUGGCAGCAAACCGGGCGGUCUGAAGGGAGUAAUGAAAGGUUUGCAAUUCAAGUCGUCGCCUAAGGUGAGCAGAGAUCCGAGUCCAGGUCCCGGCUCAGAGGACGGAGCCGCAGAGAAAGAACAAACUGCAGAAAAAGAGAAGAACAAGCCGGAGAAAAACACAGAAUCCAAACAGGACAAAGGAAGUCUGCUCACUGGGAUGUUCCGCAAAACACCCAAAUUAUAUCCUUCCCUGACGCAGGUCAGUAAAACAGACAGUGAUCGUGAAGAUGAAGAAGUGGAGGAGAAAACAUCUGAACAGCCUCAGGAGAAGGGAGGCCUCUUCUCUGGAAUCUUUAAAAAACAUGACAAACCAGCAGAUGAGACUCCGGCUCAGGAGAAUCUGAGCGCUCACAGCGAGCUGUCGGCGAGCAGCGACAGUCUGUCUGAAAACCACAAGGAAAAAGGAAGAAUAUUCAGCGGGAUGUUCAAGAAAAGUCCGAAACCAGCAGAAGCAGCUCAGACCGACGAGGAGCAACGUGAGGACGCGUCGGGCAGCAGCGAUGAUCUGUCUGAAGCCUCCAAGCAGGAUAAAGGAGGAUUUUUCAGCGGGAUUCUCCGGAAGUCUCCGAAGGUUCCUGCAGAGGGAACAUCUGGGCAGGAGAAUCUGUCGGCACAGAAACAUCUUUCAGCGAGCAGCGACAGUCUGUCGGAGGCGUCCGGCACAAAGGAGAAGGGAAGUGCGUUCAGUGGAAUAUUCAAGAAGCCGUCCAAACCUGCAGAUGCAGAGAAAGACGCUGAGGCGACCGGCAGCAGUGAAGCUCCGUCUGAGAACAACACCAAGGAGAAGGGAAGUGCGUUCGGUGGAAUAUUCAAGAAGCCGUCCAAACCUGCAGACACUCCCACAGAGAAAGAGAAGGAGUCGCUGCGGACAGGCAGCAACGAGAAUCUGUCUGAGAACAGCAGCACUAAAGAGAAAGGCGGCGUCUUCAGUGGAAUGUUCAAGAAAUCUCCCAAACUGUCAGAAGGGCCUCGACUGGAGGAGGCUGCGGCGCCGCUGCACGGUGAACUCUCCGCCAGCAGCGACAGCCUGUCGGACAACAAGGAGAAAGGUGGUUUGUUCAGUGGACUCCUCAGAAAAACUCCCAAAACAACCGGAGAGGAGAAUCUGUCGGCACAGAAACAUCUUUCAGCGAGCAGCGACAGUCUGUCGGAGGCGUCCGGCACAAAGGAGAAGGGAAGUGCGUUCAGUGGAAUAUUCAAGAAGCCGUCCAAACCUGCAGACGCUCCCACAGAGAAAGACACUGAGACGACCGGCAGCAGUGAAGCUCCGUCUGAGAACAACACCAAGGAAAAAAUUGGAAUAUUUAGUGGAAUGUUCAAAAAGCCGACCAAACCUGCAGAAGCUGCUCAGUCUGAGGAGGAUCGAUCUCCUGAUGGAGAGCUCUCAGGCAGCAGUGAGAAUCUCUCUGAGAACAAGCAGGAGAAAGGAGCCGGUCUGUUCAGCGGACUCCUCAAGAAGACUCCCAAAGCCUCGGGAGAGAAGUCAGAGUCACCGGAAAGAGGAGAGAAGGAGCUGUCGAGCAGCAGCGAAGACCUGACGGAGAAGAGCUCCACCAAGGAGAAAAAUAUUUUCAGCAACAUGUUUAAGAAGCCGCAGAAACCAGCAGAGGGCGCUGCAGCAGACAAGGAGCAGGAGGGAAAAGUUGGAAAAGAGUUUUCUGGAAGCUGUGAGAAUCUGACGGACACGACCGUCCAGAAGGAGAAGAAAGGAGGCCUCGGGGGAAUAUUCAAAAGAUCGGCCAGCAUCGACAACCUGUUCGAUGAGGAGAAAGGUGGACUUUUCAGCGGCCUCCUCAAGAAAACAGCCAAAGCGCCUGGAGAGGAAGCAGAGGACAAAGACGAGCGGAAGGAGCUGACGGCGAGUAACGACAGUUUGUCCGAAAACACGAACACUAAGGAGAAAAGUAUUUUCAGUGGGAUGUUUAAGAAAACUCCAAAAGCAGCAGAGGGAGCCGCCGACGAGGAGUCAAACUCAGGCGAAGAUAAGAAAUUAUCAGCCAGCACUGAAAACCUGUUAGAAGCAAACACAGCGAAGGAGAAAAGUGGAGGACUUGCAGGGAUCUUCAAAAAAUCUCCCAAACCAGCUCCGCGCUCUGUGGCCAUCAAGGAUCCGCUCAGGGACUCGAAGGGCCUCUCCUCCAGCUGGGACAGUCUCACAGAUGCUGCCGAGGAGGAUCAGCGUGAGAUGUCUGCCAGUAACGAAAACCUGAUUGAAGCUUCAAGCAACACGAAGGAGACUAAAGGAGGAUUUGCCGGGAUAUUCAGGAGGACGCCGAAAACUCUGGAGCCACAGGAGAGCAUGGACAUGGAGGCUCCACAGGGAGGGGGGCUGAAACGCAGGAGGACGAUCAAGAAGAAAAGACGAGUUGUGUCUUUCAGAAUCAAGAAAACUCUUCCUAAAAUGCCAAAGAUUUCACAGUCGUCAGAUAAGAUGCCUAUCAUCGGGGAGAUCGUGGAGAUGCAGGAGCUGAACCCGGAACCGGAGAGCACAGUGGAGGUCCAGCCUGCGGUGAUGGCAGCGUACCCGACCGAGGGCGACCCUCCUCAGGCCGAGCAGGAGAGCGAUGAACUGAUAGAGUGGUGGAACACAGUGAAAGGUUGGGCCGAGUGGACCGAGAUUUCCAAUUUCCAGCCGGAGGAUGGAGAUAUGGCUUUGGAGCAGGCGGCCGAUCGUGUCUACAUGGCCGCUCGUCUCUUCGUGCGUCUUUUCAACAAGCGGGGGGCGUCCUUACAGCACCGCAUCCUGGAGCUCCUGGCCCUGGCCGACGCAGCCGACCAGUUCCACAAGAGAACGGUGUCGGCUGCGGUGGGCGGCGGCGUGGCCAGCGUUUGCGGCAGCGUGGCCACGAUCACAGGGCUCAUUCUGGCUCCUUUCACAUUCGGUGCCUCCAUCAUCGUCACGGCGGUGGGGAUUGGCGUGGCGACGGCGGGCAGCAUCACCUCGGCCACGGCGAACAUCACGGACGCGGUUCACUCCAACAUGGACAGAAAGAAGCUGGAGAAGAUGAUCCAGGACUACCAGGAGGAGAUCUCGGACAUCAGGGAGUGCAUGGAGUUUGUGCAGGAAGGUAUGAACACCCUGGAGGAGUGGGACUUUGAAAAAUAUUCUCAGAGUGCUGCCAAAAAGGCUCUGAACCACAACAUCAAGCAUGUGAUGAAGGAGGGCGGCCGCGCUGGGAAAGCUUUGAUGAUCAACACCGACAAACUCAUCAGCACCGUGCAGAUUCUGGGCGCGGCAGGCGGCGCCGCCAAAGCCGCCCAGGCCAUCAGCGUCACCACAGGGGUCAUGUCGGCCCUCUUCCUGGCUCUGGAUGUGUUCUUCCUCGCCAAAGACUCCCGCGAGCUCCACAAAGGCGCCAAAACCAAAUUCGCCACCAAGAUCAGGGAGGUUUGUAAAGACCUUCAGGACGGCCUCCUGGAGCUGAACAAGGUCAAGACGCAGCUGCAGAAAACCAUGGAAGGCAUCGAGUUGGAGGAGUACGAGGAGAUCGAGGAGGUGGAGGUGGAGGUCGACGACGAUUUUGAGUCGGAUCCGAAGAAGCUGGCCGAGCUGGAGCAGGAGCUGGACCUCAUGGAGGAGAAACUGGACAAGAAGGUCGAGGAUGAGCAGAAGAACAAAGAGCUGGAGAAGGAAACUCUGAAAAGCAAGCUGGAGGAGAAGAGCGUUAAAGAAAAAGAGGAUCCAGAGAAGGAGGAAACAGGGGAUGAUGAUGCAAAGGAGGAGGGAAAGAAGGAAAGUGAGAUGGAAAAGGAUGAAGAAGAAGAAAACCAAUCCAUGUCCAAAGUGGUGAAGCAGAAAAAUGCGAAAAUUGCCAAAGCAGCUAAAGAGGAAGUCUUAAAAGAAGAAUCUCAGAAAGGAAGAAAAAAAGACAAAGAAACGGAAAACCGGAUAACGGCUGUAAAAGGGAUUUAUGAGAGCAAGCGAGACAAGACAACGGAAGAAACCGCUGCAAACAAAAAGACGGACGAAAAACAGAAAAAGGUGGAUGUCAAAGAACGGGAGGAAGUUGAGAAGAAAUCGGACGAUUCAAAACGAGAGGACCGGAGUGGAAAGAGUAAGAGCAGCAGAGAGGAGGAACAAGGGAAGAGGCAUGAGGGGAAAUCAGCGAGCAAAGCGAAGGAGGAGGAAAGUGGGAGCACGAGGAGGCACAGCAGCAGAAGCAAGCAAGACGGAGAGAGACAGAGUGAAUAUAAAACGAGAGAAACUGAUAAGGAGAGAGGAAGCAGCAGCAGCAGCAAGGACGUGGAGAGACUCGCCCGACGGGAAAGUGACAAGACGGAGAGAUCGAGGAGGCCAGAGGAGGAGCGAGGGGUGAGAGACUGGAGGGCUGAGAUGGGUAGAGAGGAGAGGAGAGAAAGCAAAGAAGGGAGGGAGAGAGGGACGAAACAAGAGGAUCCCGGAAAGAGCGACGCGAGGAGAGAGUCGCACCGAAGCCACGAGUCCGACCAUCAGAGGAGUCACCACAGGAGAGAGCACGAGGAGAACCGAGGGAGCCGGGUGGAGAGCGCGAGGAGGCAGUUUGAGAGAGCGGGGGGCGAGGGGGUGGAGCAGCAGCAGCAGCAGGAGGAGGAGGAGGAGGAGGGGAGGAAGAGGAGAGAGGAUGGAGGGAGUCGGAGGAGGGACAGAGAGAAGAGGGGAAGUGAGAGACACAGGGAGGACGAACACAGCCAACGAGGAUCCAGACCUCGAUCCGGCACUCUGCUGGACGACGGACUCUAUAUUUAGUUUUAAUGGACGAGGACAAAAAUCGACACUUUAUUUAUUGUGAACAACUCAAACGACAAAGACGACGGAAAACUCAACUUAACUUAAACUUGUUUCUCAAUAGAGGGGAUUUAGAAACUUGAGGGAUUUCACCUGGAAGACACAGAUUUCACAGAUUUCUCAGCCACCUAACGAGGAAACCGGGUUUUUAACAAAUCCAAUUCUGAAGAAAGUGAUAAAACAAAUUCAGGAUCAAUCUGAGUUCUGUUUUGUGGAAAUCUGUUCAGAACAAACAACUGGAUUGAAAACUCAACCUCCUUGAUAAUUGAUUUAACAGGAGGAACUUUCUUUCUACCACACAAAAGCUCUUAUUGAAUGUUGUUGACGUUGUACUGAUAAGUUUUACUUGGCAUCAAAUGUGUGGAUGUGGAAAGAGACGCUGCUGUUUACACUAAUACUUUGCUCCUAUAGCUGUGGAGGGAGCAGAUGAAGCAGGAAUCCCUGCGUGGCCUUUUAAAGCUGCUGCUUUUAGAAUUUAGUUUAUAUUUAGAUAGUCAAUAUAUAUUCUAAAAUGUCAGACAUUUUCAAAAAUCUUUUAAAAUAGUUCAACAUCAUCUUCCUCUUUAUUUUUUACUGCUGAUGGCUGAACCUCGAGUUGCUUUGUAUAAAACACUUUUUGCCAAAACAUCUAUAAAGAAAUGAGAUUUCUUCAAAACCUUCUGACUUGAAAUGGUGUAAAUUUACAGCUUAGAAGCUCCUAGUAUUUUGUCAAUGGCUCAUAAUGAUGAUUUACUAAUGUUGUGCAAUGGUAACACUUGACCGUGUGUCUCAGAUACACAACACAACAUGUUUCUCUAUGUUUCUGGUGUUUCAGGGUUAACGUCCAUCUCUUGCCUUUUUUCUACCCACAUACUGUGUUUGUAUGGUGUCGUCUGGUGGACCAGUGUUUUUAUUUGACUAAAAACAGUUAGUAUGAGUUCAGUCGUCAGGUACAAAAGUUAAACUCAGCAGGAAGAUGAAAUAUCGAUAAUGAUGAUCGGUGAUGAAAUCGUCUGAUCGUUGUUUGUGUUUGUGUAAAACCUGCUGUGACAGUGUUUCACUCCUGGUGCCAUGUUGCACUUUGUCCGUUUACACUACUGAGGUUUCAUAUUUUCACUGUGUGUAUUUUUAUAUGGGUACUGAACAUUACGGUGCUGGUUUCUUAUUGAAUAAAUAAAUUAUUAGUCCUUGAAA